This is a messenger RNA of Peromyscus leucopus (white-footed mouse), 1228 nucleotides long. It is a transcript of the gene Nagk, whose product is annotated as N-acetylglucosamine kinase. Gene Ontology annotation, molecular function: N-acetylglucosamine kinase activity. Lineage: Eukaryota; Metazoa; Chordata; Mammalia; Rodentia; Cricetidae. The record is from RefSeq and is a predicted model, not a curated record.
CGGGGCGGGUGGAGAGAAUCGACCCAGUGGGAGGGAGGUUGCCUCAGAGGGACCUGCGGUGGCAACUGUACCAUGGCCGCUCUCUAUGGCGGCGUGGAAGGGGGAGGCACACGGUCCAAAGCCCUUUUACUUUCUGAGGAUGGGAAGAUCCUGUCAGAAGCAGAUGGACUGAGCACAAACCACUGGCUGAUUGGCACAGACAAGUGUGUGGAGAGGAUCAACGAGAUGGUGACCACUGCCAAACAGAAGGCUGGAGUGGAUCCUCAGGUACCCCUUCGAAGCCUGGGCCUGUCCCUGAGUGGUGGGGAGCAGGCGGAUGCAGUGAAGCUCCUGAUAGAGGAGUUGAAGGGCCGAUUUCCCCACCUGAGUGAAAGUUACAUUAUCACCACUGACGCAGCAGGUUCCAUUGCCACAGCUACACCGAAUGGUGGGAUUGUGCUCAUCGCUGGAACGGGCUCCAACUGUAGGCUUGUCAAUCCCAACGGCUCCGAGAAUGGUUGUGGUGGCUGGGGCCACAUGAUGGGAGAUGAGGGCUCAGCCUUCUGGAUUUCACACCGAGCCAUAAAAAUUGUGUUUGACUCCAUGGACAACCUGGAGGCAGCGCCUCAUGAUAUUGGCUAUGUCAAGCAGGCCAUGUUCAACUAUUUCCAGGUGCCAGAUCGGCUAGGAAUCCUCACCCACCUGUAUAGAGACUUUGAUAAAUCCAAGUUUGCUGGGUUUUGCCAGAAAAUUGCAGAAGGUGCACAGCAGGGAGAUCUCCUUUCCCGGUACAUCUUCAAGAAGGCUGGGGAGAUACUGGGCAAACAUAUUGUGGGUUUGCCAGUGAUUGACCCGGUCUUGUUCCAAGGGAAGCUUGGCCUCCCCAUUGUGUGUGUGGGCUCAGUGUGGAAGAGCUGGGAGAUGCUGAAGGAAGGCUUUCUCCUGGCACUGACUCAGGGCCGAGAGCUGCAGGCCCAGAAAUCCUUUUCCAGCUUUACCCUGAUGAAGCUACAGCAUUCUUCUGCACUGGGAGGUGCCAGCCUAGGAGCCAAGCACAUUGGAUACCAGCUUCCCCUGGACUAUAGCAUCAACGCCAUUGCCUUCUUUUCCUAUACCUUCUAGGGCCUGCACCCCCUCCCCCAUCCAGCUGACAGUAAGUGUUAGAAGAAGGAGCUUUUUUGUUGUUAAAAACAUACAUGGAAGAAAAUAAAUGCACUUUACCCCCUCCCUAGUAGGAUGGUAUCCUCAA